Messenger RNA from Papaver somniferum (opium poppy), 4431 nucleotides. Its product is annotated as WD repeat-containing protein 11-like. Gene Ontology annotation, molecular function: protein binding. The coding region runs from base 117 to 4175 and encodes 1352 amino acids. Gene Ontology annotation, cellular component: cytoplasm. The record is from RefSeq and is a predicted model, not a curated record. The transcript is spliced from 20 exons. Lineage: Eukaryota; Viridiplantae; Streptophyta; Magnoliopsida; Ranunculales; Papaveraceae.
UACAGAAACUGACAGUACCCACAGACAGAGAACAUCCAUCCAUCAGAAAAUGAUUCACCUCGAAAAAACUCCAUUUUCCUUCUCUUUCUAAUUCUUCCCCAGCUCAGACAUAAAGAAUGUCUUCUGCAUCUUCUUCUUCAUCUUCUUCAGGUGUUACAGAACCUCGAUUACCACCACAAGGUUCAUGGGAUUGUAUGUUACCAGGUCCACCAAGUCGUAACAAUGGCGGAUCUGCAGAUUGUAGUUCAAGUGGUCUUCUCGCAUAUGGUGCUGGUAGUAGUAUCACUAUCGUUGAUACUAAAUCAAUGCAACUCAUUACAGUUUUACCAAUGCCACCACCAUCUACUAAUCCAUUAACCCUAGCUCCGUUUGUUUCUUCAAUUCGUUGGACUCCACAGCCUUUACGUCGUGAUCUAUUAACUCAUGAACCUAACAAUUCUCAUCUGAUUUUAGCUGUUGGUGAUCGACAAGGGAGGAUUGCAUUGUGGGAUUUUCGACUUCAUCAAAUUCUUCUCUGGUUAGAUUUUGAUUCUGAUAAUAAGAAAUUAGGGAUUCAAGAUCUUUGUUGGAUUCGUUCUAAACCUGAUACUUGGAUUUUAGCUUCUAUUAAUGGUCCUUCACUUGUUUCGUUGUGGAAUACCAGUAGUGGGAGAUGUAUUUGGAAAUAUGAUGCUUCUCCUGAGUUUCUUUCUUGUAUUCGUCGUGAUCCGUUUGAUUUUAGGCAUUUUUGUGUUUUAGGUUUAAAAGGUUUUUUACUGUCUGUGAAAAUUUUGGGUGAUUUGGAAGAUGAUAUUGUGAUUAAUGAGUUUCAGAUUCCUACGUUUAAUGAUUUUAGUGAGUUACAGAGAUUAGAGAAAGAGACUUCUUCUUCGGCUGCUUCACCUGCAUUGGCUGUUUUUCCACUUCAUAAUGUGAAAUUUUGUUUUUCUCCUCAGUGGAGACAUAUUGUGUUUGUAACAUUUCCCAAAGAGUUCUUAGUGUUCGAUUUGAAGUAUAAAGCUACAUUGUUUUCGAUUGGGUUGCCUCGUGGACAUGGGAAGUUUAUGGAUGUUGCACCUGAUCCAGACGAUGAUUUAUUGUACUGUUCUCACCUUGAUGGGAAGCUUAGUACUUGGAGAAGGAAACAAGAAGAGCAGGCAUACACCAUGUGUGCAUCAGAAGAAUUGUUGCCAUCAAUUGGCACAUCUGUUCCUUCACCUGCCGUUCUUUCUGUCGUAGUUUGCCUAUCAGAAUCUACACUCCGAGGUCUCGCAAAUCUUUAUUCUGGUGUACCUACUGCCUCUUCGCCUGCUAUGGAUUCUGAGAUUCCCUUGGAUUCCUACAGUGAAUCAUAUCUUGGUUCUAACACCCAUUUGAUCUCCAUUACUGAUGAUGGGAAAGUAUGGGAUUGGCGCCUGACACUUGAAGGUACUGUAGAUACUCUUAACUUGGGUAAGAUUACUGAUAACAACGUGGUGGUAGAUCCGGAGACAAACAACGAGACAGAUUCGUCCGUCUCAGGACCUCUACACGAUGAAGUUAAACAAUCUGAGUCUGCAAAUAGCACUUUUAGUCGUCGAUUCAACUCAAAAUUUUACAUUGAAGAUUUGUUAAUCAAGGUUAGUUUAGUUGGUCAACUCCAUUUUCUGUCUUCAACAGUUACAGUGCUUGCCGUACCAUCCCCUUCUUUAACAGCUACUUUGGCUCGUGGUGGUAAUAGUCCUGCUAUAGCAGUUCCACUGGUUGCGUUAGGAACUCAAAAUGGGACCAUUGAUGUCAUUGAUGUUUCUGCCAACGCUGUAGCAGCAAGCUUUUCUGUUCAUAAUACUAUAAUUAGGGGAUUAAGGUGGCUUGGAAAUUCUCGUCUUGUUUCAUUCUCAUAUUUUCAGGUGAGUGAAAAAGCUGGUGGCUAUACAAAUAGACUUGUUGUGACAUGUAUUAGAAGUGGUCUUAAUCGACCAUUUCGUGUCUUACAAAAACCUGAACGUGCUCCAAUUAGAGCUUUGAGGGCUUCUUCAUCAGGAAGGUAUCUUCUUAUUUUGUUUCGUGAUGCUCCUGUGGAGGUCUGGGCUAUGACAAAGAACCCCAUUAUGCUUAGAUCAUUAGCUCUUCCAUUCACAGUGUUAGAGUGGACACUUCCAACAGCUCCAAAGCCAGUUCAAAAUGUGCCUGUUAAACAAUCAUCGUUUUCCUCCAAAGAUCGUGCAGUGUCUGAUUCACCUGCUGUAGCCUCCCCUACAAAAGCAGUUUCAGCAGAUCCUAAGGCCACGAGCUCAGAAGGAUCUACAGAUGAAAUUACUGAAAGUUUUUCAUUUGCACUAGUCAAUGGCGCACUUGGUGUAUUUGAGGUUCACGGUCGAAGGAUCCGAGACUUCAGACCCAAAUGGCCGUCCUCCUCAUUUGUUCCCUCAGAUGGAUUAGUUACUGCAAUGGCAUACCGUCUUCCUCAUGUAGUUAUGGGGGACAGGUCGGGGAACAUACGUUGGUGGGAUGUGACAACUGGGUUUUCUUCCUCAUUCAAUACUCACAGAGAAGGAAUCCGAAGGAUAAAAUUCUCACCUGUUGUUGUUGGUGACCGCAGUCGAGGGCGUAUUGCUGUACUAUUUUAUGAUAACACAUUUUCCAUAUUUGAUCUCGAUUCACAGGAUCCAUUAGCCAAUUCGCUUUUACAGCCUCAAUUUCCUGGGACCCUUGUACUGGAAUUGGAUUGGUUACCUCUGCGAACGGAGAAAAACGAACCACUGGUACUUUGCAUUGCUGGAGCUGACAGUAGUCUUCGGCUCAUUGAGAUCAAUAUUAAUGACAAAAAAUCUGGUCCGCUAUCCUUGCCUAGAGCUAUUAAAGAGAGAUUUCGACCUAUUCCCCUGUGCUCUCCUAUUUUACUACCUACCCCUCAUGCUCUGGCCCUGCGAAUGGUUUUGCAACUUGGUGUGAAGCCCACUUGGUUUAAUGGAGCUUAUAUAGAUGGGAGUGCUUCUGCGGUACCAAGGGCUGGUUCAUCCUCCAGAGACCUGCGCAGUUACAUGAUUGAGUCGCAACUUCCAACUGUUGGUGACUCCGUGGUGCCAGAAUUACUACUCAAAGUACUAGAACCAUAUAGAAAAGAAGGUUGCAUACUUGAUGAUGAGAGGGCAAGGCUGUAUGCUGCAGUAGUACAUAAAGGUGCUGCUAUGAGGUUUGCCUUUGCUGCAGCAAUCUUUGGUGAAGCAUCGGAAGCAUUGUUCUGGCUACAGUUACCGCGAGCACUUUCUCAUUUAAUUAACAAAUCAGCAAAUAAGUCCUCUCUGAAACCCUCUUUGUCGGCAAAUCCAGAUCUUGGUGACCUUUCUAUGCUCAGUAGGUUAACAUCUAAAGGAAAAUCAUUAUCAGGAAGGGCUACAAAGAAUAACAUGAGUUACGGCCGACUUAAGUUGAUGGCGUUUGAGCAGGAGGAGUUGUGGGAAUGUGCUAAUGAGUGUAUUCCUUGGCAUGAAAAAUUGGAGGGAGAAGAGUCCAUUCAGAACCGUGUACAUGAGCUUGUUUCAGUUGGAGACUUAGAAGCUGCAGUUAGUUUGCUACUUUCCACCCCUCCUGAAAGUUCGUAUUUCUAUGCCAAUGCUCUCCGUGCAGUUGCGCUAUCCUCUGCUGUGUCGAGGUCUCUACUUGAACUAGCUGUGAAGUUUGUUGCCGCUAACAUGGUUCAGACGGACAAGUCAUUAUCUGGAACACAUCUUCUCUGUGCCGUUGGAAGGCAUCAGGAAGCAUGCUCACAGCUACAAGAUGCUGGAUGCUGGACAGAUGCAGCUACUUUAGCUGCGACACAUUUGCAUGGAUCAGAUUAUGCAAGGGUGUUGCUGAGAUGGGCAGACCAGGUUCUCCAUGUUGAACACAAUAUUUGGAGGGCUUUAAUUUUGUACGUAGCAGCUGGUGCCAUGAAGGAGGCAUUAGCAGCUCUUCGUGAGUGGCAACAGGCAGAUACAGCCGCCAUGUUUUUACUCGCAUGCCACGAGAUCAAUGCAGAACUACUGGCCUCCAAGACAGAGAUUACGGACGAAGCAUCGGCAAACCCGCCUUCUCCCGUCACAGAGAAACUGUCCUUCGUCUUGCCACGAUUGGGUUCAGACCACGAAGAGGUAAUUGCUGUCAGUGAGUAUUUUGGGCAGUAUCAGAGAAAAUUAGUACAUCUUUGCAUGGAUUCCCAACCACUAUUCAAUUAAUGAUAGUAUGCUGUCAGUCGUCUUCCAUAAUUUGGUACCAGCAGUGUAGAGUCGUUUCGACACCAAUUUUAUCUUGUAAAUUAUCGUAUACAGUCCACUUACACCCCUCAUGUGGGGCUUAUUAUUAUUAUUAUUAUUGUGGAGGACAUAAGGGCUGAAUUUUUGUAAGCAUAAAUCUCUUGAUUGCUUGUCCUCAAAAGAAAGAUGUAAUAAUUAUAGUAACACAUUCAAUAGCUAAGAGAAUUUUGAACAUGUA